This is a messenger RNA of Nannizzia gypsea CBS 118893, 861 nucleotides long. Its product is annotated as 26S proteasome regulatory subunit rpn10. The transcript is spliced from 4 exons. Gene Ontology annotation, cellular component: nucleus; cytosol; proteasome regulatory particle, base subcomplex. The record is from RefSeq and is a predicted model, not a curated record. Bases 1 to 861 code for a protein of 286 amino acids. Gene Ontology annotation, biological process: proteasome-mediated ubiquitin-dependent protein catabolic process. Gene Ontology annotation, molecular function: polyubiquitin modification-dependent protein binding. NCBI's taxonomy places the organism in Eukaryota, Fungi, Ascomycota, Eurotiomycetes, Onygenales, Arthrodermataceae.
AUGUCGCUCGAAGCCACGAUGAUCAUUAUCGAUAAUAGCGAAAGCAGCAGAAAUGGCGACUACCUCCCCACAAGAUUCGAGGCUCAAGCAGAUGCUGUAAACAUGAUUCACUCCGCAAAGACACAGGCACACCCACAAUCAGCUGUUGGAUUAAUGAGCAUGGGAGGCAACGGGCCAGAGGUUCUGGUUACCCUGACUGAAGAUAUUGGCGGGAUUCUAGAAGGUCUUCACCGGACAAAGAUUGGCGGAACUGCACACCUGGCCUCCAGCAUACAAGUUGCAUAUCUAGCACUUAAACACCGAAAAGAAAAGGCCCAAAGACAGCGAAUUAUCGUCUUCUCCUGCUCCCCGGUUGUCGAAGACGAAAAAUCGUUUGUCAAGCUAGCGUUGAAAAUGAAGAAGAACAAUGUUAGCAUCGACUUUAUUGCAUUCGGCGAACUUGAUUCAGAUACAACGAAGAAGCUAGAGGCUUUCCACCAGGCUGUCAACAGUGGAAACGGAUCUAAUCUUGCUAUCAUACCCCCUGGUCCCAACCUUCUUAGUGACUCGAUCAUCGCAACCCCGAUCCUCGGAGGAGACGGCACUGGUGUAGGGCGGGGUGAGGAAGGAGGCGAUUCUGGCACAGGAUUUGAAUUUGGAAUCGACCCUUCUGCCGAUCCUGAGCUGGCGUUUGCUCUACGCAUGUCGUUGGAGGAAGAAAAAGCCAGAUUAGAGAAGGAGAAGCAGGAAAAAGAAAAACAGGAGAAGGAUUCUAUGGAUAAAAUUCCAGAAGAAGGUGGAGAGGCCAGCGGCAGCGGAAGCGGGAAGAAGAGCGAUGACAAGAAGAAGGAAGGUGACGGGGAUAAGAUGGAUACGUCGUGA